AUCCAAAGCCUGUUUCUUUGUAUUCUUAUGCCAACAAGCACACCCUCAUCUCACACCAUAAAAGGAGGAGAGUUUCCUGGUUUUUGUCUUCCUCUAUUUGCACAAAUCCCAUCUUUUUUGUUUCAAUUAAGUAAUUAAUUUCCAUAGAAGGCUUCAACAAACACCAACCACUUGUGAAACAAACACUCACUAGUUUGUAAAUUAAUUACCAAAAAAAUAAAAGGGAACAUUUUGUUCUUCCCUUUUGUUAAUUUUGCUAUGUCAAACAUUACAAGUUGUGAUAGUGGGAGCUUGUCAACAGAGAAUAACAGAGAUGUUGCAGUUAAACAGAAACCAAUAGAAAUAGUUGGUCAGUUUCAUAGUCCACAUUCUCAUACUUCAACAACAACUACAAAUAAUAAUAGCAACGGUUCCAACACAAUUUUACAACCACCUCUUAAGAAGAAAAGGAACCUACCAGGAAAUCCAGAUCCAAGUGCUGAAGUGAUAGCUCUAUCACCAACAACACUAAUGGCAACAAACAGGUUCGUAUGUGAAAUAUGCAACAAAGGGUUUCAAAGAGAUCAAAACCUUCAACUGCAUCGAAGAGGUCACAAUUUGCCUUGGAAGCUUAAACAGAGAACUACAACAGAAAUACGAAAGAGGGUUUAUGUUUGCCCUGAACCUUCAUGUGUUCAUCACAAUCCAGCAAGAGCCCUUGGUGAUCUUACUGGCAUUAAAAAGCACUUUUGUAGAAAGCACGGUGAGAAGAAGUGGAAAUGUGAUAAGUGUUCUAAGAAAUAUGCUGUUCAAUCUGAUUGGAAAGCUCAUUCCAAAAUCUGUGGUACAAAGGAAUACAAGUGUGACUGUGGAACCAUAUUUUCCAGAAGAGAUAGUUUCAUUACACACAGAGCAUUUUGUGACGCAUUAGCUGAAGAAAACAACAAAGCCAACGAAGGAGGAUCAAUACAAUUAAUAUCAUCAAGCUUGCAAUGCCAACAACCAAUCCUUCCCUCACACCAAAUUGGUAAUGUAACUUCAUCAUCACAAUUGAUCAACCGUUCAAUCUCAGAUGAUGAUCACAAACAUCCACUAUCAUCAUCAUCACUACCUCAUCAUGACCUCAUAUCAAAACCAUUCAUGAACAACAACAACAUUACUGGAGGAGGAUCGAUAUUCAGUCGAAGCCUUUCUUCAUCUCCUUCACUUCAACUAAGUUCAAACUCUCUCAACAACAUCUUUGAAGAAAAUGGUCUUCAUUUAUCUGCUGCAACUUCACCUCACAUGUCAGCCACUGCAUUGUUACAAAAAGCUGCUCAAAUGGGUGCAACCGUGAGUAGUAAUAGUACUAUGACAGAUCAUAAAACCGUUGCAAAUAACAUGGCAGCGCCACUAUUUGGUGUGGUGCAACAACAAGGACAUGGUUUCAUGAACCAUUACAUGCAAAGUACUAGCCAACAACCUCAUCAGUACAAUAAUAAUAGUUUUAUGAAUGGAAAUGGGAUAUUAAGUGGAGGUGUUGGAAUGAAUGGAGUUGAUAUGUUUAAUGCUAUAUUGGACCAAAGUAAGGCAUUAUCAAAGAUCAUAGAACAGAAUAAUCAAAGUCAAAGCAAUAGUGUUGGAGUUGGAGGAGGAGGAAGUAAUAAUAAUAAUAAUGUUAUCAACAUUGGUGGAAGUAAGGGAAGUGGAGAUGUUAUGACACUGGACUUGUUGGGGAUAGGAGGUGGUGCACAUAGUAAUUUCUAUGGAGGAGGAGGUGCACAACAGCAACAAGCAGCAGAAAGUGCUGCGGCAGCAGAUGAAGUUUGGAGAAAUUGGUCAACCAAGAAUGGAGGCUUUGAAUCCUUUUCGGCAACAAGCAACAUUAAUUGAUCAACAAAAAAUAAUAUUUUAUUUUAUUUUAUUUUAUUAUAGUGGAUUGUUUUUAUUUUUGUUUUUGUAUUAUUUAACUACCUUCACACUUCCUCUCCUUUCGACCAUGACACGUCAAAUCUGGUCGAUUUUGCGUCCAUGACAAGCCAGUGUAACAUUACUGUACACUCCUUAAUUUGGUCCGAUAAUUUUGUUUUCAAAUGUUAAAAUGGCAAAUCAUUAAAAAGGUCCUCUUCAAUAUGCA
Cicer arietinum (chickpea) is the source of this 2095-nucleotide messenger RNA. Its product is annotated as zinc finger protein GAI-ASSOCIATED FACTOR 1-like. Gene Ontology annotation, cellular component: nucleus. The record is from RefSeq and is a predicted model, not a curated record. NCBI's taxonomy places the organism in Eukaryota, Viridiplantae, Streptophyta, Magnoliopsida, Fabales, Fabaceae. Gene Ontology annotation, molecular function: DNA-binding transcription factor activity.